CUACAAUCGUGAGGAAUGGGCCAGCAGGGGUAGGAAGAAAGCGCGGGAAAAUCCAGCGGCGGCGAGGCUAGGAGAGAUGAGUUCUUCCACGACGUCCGGCCGCGGCGACGACGCGCCGGACCUCGUCUGCGUGCUGGACUGCGUCCAGGGCAUGGUUGACGCCCUCUCCUGCGUCCGCUGGAAGCGCCACCAGGACGCGGUGGUGGAGCUGUCGGAGCACGGCGUCGUGGUCAUCGUGGAGGAGAGCGGCUGCCUCCAGGCCAAGGUCUACCUCAAGAGUGAGCUGUUUGUGGAGUAUGACUACGCGGCGGACGGGCGGCCACGGUUCGGCCUCAGCCUGGGGCUCCUUGUCGAUUGCCUCAACAUGUUCUCUGUCCCAGGGUGCGCUUCCUCUGUCGAGAUCCGGUAUCCUGGCCCUGACAUGCAGCUUCUCCUCAAGUCAGUGGACUCCCAAGAUGCAUGUAUGCACGCAGAAAUCAGAACCAGAAUUCCUGAUACUGUCUCGUGGGACUACCAUUUUGAGCAUGCAGGGGAUACUCCAGUCACUUUUACUGUCAGGUCUGCCAUCCUAAAAGAAUCAGUUGAUGACCUUGAGUGGCCAGGCUCAAGCAUUCAGAUUCAAUUUCAGCCAAACCCUCCUUCCGUAAUAUUCAAAGGCGAAGGGCAUGGUGACUUGGAGAUUGAAUUCUCCUACUACGCAAAUCCUGAUCUUCUAAUUGCAUUCCAGUGUGACCAUGAAGUAUCGUACAGGUAUAAGUACAAGUUUCUUCGUGCCACUACCUCAAAUGUUCCAAGUAGUGUCUUGAAGGAAAAUCGUGGGAGUAAGGUGACGAUUGGAAGGGGAGGGAUGCUCAAAAUCCAGCAUCUGGUUUCAGUUGCUAGACAAGGUAUACAAUCCUACCAUAAUGUUUCUAGAGGGGCUCAACAGCCAAGCCGGAUUGCUUUUAUUGAAUUCUUUGUGAAGCCAGAAGUGGACGAUUAAAAUGACCCCUAGUACUUGUGGUAUAGGUUAUGUUGUUGGGCCUGUGUCAUCUUUGCAUCAGGUCUGGCUUUGUCUGAACAGAUAAUUACUAGUCUCAGAUCUGUGGAUCUUUCUUGUAUGGGGAUUAAUUGCUAUUUAUGAACCUGAAGUAAGCUCAUGGUAUUCUUUUUGUA
Lolium perenne is the source of this 1155-nucleotide messenger RNA. RefSeq lists its product as uncharacterized. NCBI's taxonomy places the organism in Eukaryota, Viridiplantae, Streptophyta, Magnoliopsida, Poales, Poaceae. Gene Ontology annotation, cellular component: checkpoint clamp complex. Gene Ontology annotation, biological process: DNA damage checkpoint signaling; DNA repair. The record is from RefSeq and is a predicted model, not a curated record.